This is a messenger RNA of Rhododendron vialii, 732 nucleotides long. RefSeq lists its product as uncharacterized. The coding region runs from base 1 to 732 and encodes 243 amino acids. Lineage: Eukaryota; Viridiplantae; Streptophyta; Magnoliopsida; Ericales; Ericaceae. The record is from RefSeq and is a predicted model, not a curated record. The transcript has 2 exons.
AUGAAUGAGUUUAAUGGUUGCCUUUAUGCUUUUGAGCUUGAUGAUCUUAGGUUUUCGGGCUGUUUUUUCACUUGGGCCAAUAAACAGGACCAUGCUCAUCAUGUCACCACCAAAUUGGAUAGGGUUCUGGUUAAUGAACAGUGGAUGAAAGACUAUUCCUGUUCUUCAGCUCAUUUUCCCACCCCAGGGAUCUCUGAUCACUCUCUAGUCUGGAGGAAAGUGAUCUUUGGAAAUCCAAUGUUCUGUGUUUGUGAGAAACUCAAACUGUUACAAGGGGAGUUUAAGAUUAUCAACAUUAGAGACUUUAGUGAUGUCUCUAAGAGAGUUGUGGACACUAGGCAGCUUCUUGAGUCUUUGCAGAAAGAUUUGGGUAGUCAAUCUUCUAACCUCUCUGUUAUUAGCCAGGAGAAAGAGGUCCACAAGCAACUUCUCACUUUACUGAGGACCGAGGAAAGUCUGGCUAAACAAAAGUCAAGAAUUCAGUGGUUGAAACUAGGGGAUCAGUGCAUUUCUUAUUUCUUUAAAGCUGUGAGCAGCUCCCGUAAUAGGAGUAAGAUUACCAGUUUGGUGUUGGAUGAUGGGUCCCUCAUUAAUGACAUUACGGAUAUCAAAUCUAAUUUUGUUAAUUUCUAUACCAAUUUGCUUGGCACAGCCCACCCUACCUCUUAUCAUGGGCUAUCCAGGAUCCAACAGGUAUUAGGUAGUCGAUUAUCCGAUAGCGCCAAAAGUUAG